AUGUAUAAACACAUAUUCAAGUACAAUCUUGCCCCCACAGCUAGGGUGCUCAGGCAACAACUGCAGCUGCAUCAUCUCAAAUCAUUUGCAAAGAGAUCUUUAGCAACUACUACUGCGCCACCCGAAUCAGUAGCCAAUACCGCACGCAAUUCAGAAGCCGAAGCCACCGCAAGCAGCGUCGAUGCCACUCCCUCUGGCACGCCAAUCAAUAGACAUGUGUCCACGCCUUUGGACAUUCCUUCUGAUGUCCAACCACCAGCUGGAUCAGCAAUCAGCUUGAAAUCAGCCACCCGUGAUCCAUCCAAGUUUGGUACUCGUCCCAUCUACUUGGAUGUCCAGGCUACUACUCCAACUGACCCACGUGUGUUGGACAAGAUGUUGGAAUUUUACACUGGUUUAUACGGUAAUCCGCAUUCAUCAACUCAUGCUUAUGGUUGGGAGACUGACAAAGAAGUUGAAAAGGCAAGGGCUCAUGUUGCCAGUGUCAUAAAUGCUGACCCAAAGGAGAUAAUUUUCACUAGUGGUGCUACUGAAACCAACAACAUGGCCAUAAAGGGUGUGCCCCGUUUCUACAGGAAAACCAAGAGACACAUCAUUACCACUCAAACUGAGCACAAGUGUGUUUUGGACUCUGCAAGACACAUGCAAGAUGAAGGUUUUGAAGUCACCUACUUACCUGUCAAUUCAGAAGGGCUCAUCAACUUGGAUGAUUUGAAAAAAGCCAUCAGAAAAGAUACAUGUCUAGUUUCAGUAAUGGCUGUCAAUAAUGAAAUUGGAGUCAUCCAACCAUUGAAGGAAAUUGGUGAAAUCUGUCGUGAAAAUAAAGUUUUCUUCCAUACUGAUGCUGCACAAGCAUAUGGUAAGAUUCCAAUCGAUGUUAACGAAAUGAAGAUUGACCUUCUAUCUAUUUCUUCACACAAAAUUUACGGGCCAAAGGGAAUAGGCGCUUGUUAUAUCAGGAGAAGACCAAGAGUUAGAUUGGACCCAAUCAUUACUGGUGGUGGACAAGAAAGAGGUCUUAGAUCAGGAACUUUGGCUCCGCCUUUGGUUGCUGGAUUUGGUGAAGCCGCAAGAUUAAUCAAAGAAGAAGGGGCUUAUGACAGAAAACAUAUUGAAAAGUUGUCCACCAAAUUGAGAGAAGGCUUGUUGUCAAUUCCCUCAACUAUACUUAACGGAUCCACCAAUCCAAAGUAUCAAUACCCUGGUUGUGUCAAUGUCUCAUUUGCAUACAUUGAAGGAGAAUCGUUGUUGAUGGCGUUGAAAGACAUAGCAUUGAGUUCAGGUUCAGCAUGUACUUCAGCUUCAUUGGAGCCUUCUUAUGUUCUUCAUGCGUUAGGUGCUGAUGAUGCUUUAGCUCACUCUUCAAUUAGAUUUGGUAUCGGAAGAUUUACUACCGAAAGUGAAGUUGAUUACGUCAUACAGGCUAUCAAUGAACGUGUCGAUUUCUUGAGAAAGAUGUCUCCAUUAUGGGAAAUGGUGCAAGAAGGUAUUGAUUUGAACUCAAUAGAAUGGAGUGGUCAUUGA
Lodderomyces theae is the source of this 1524-nucleotide messenger RNA. RefSeq names its product Spl1p (gene SPL1). Gene Ontology annotation, cellular component: cytosol; mitochondrion; nucleus. The coding region runs from base 1 to 1524 and encodes 507 amino acids. Gene Ontology annotation, biological process: [2Fe-2S] cluster assembly. The record is from RefSeq and is a predicted model, not a curated record. NCBI's taxonomy places the organism in Eukaryota, Fungi, Ascomycota, Pichiomycetes, Serinales, Debaryomycetaceae. Gene Ontology annotation, molecular function: cysteine desulfurase activity; pyridoxal phosphate binding. The transcript has a single exon.